Messenger RNA from Aspergillus saccharolyticus JOP 1030-1, 1577 nucleotides. Its product is annotated as protein-degrading AAA family ATPase MSP1. Lineage: Eukaryota; Fungi; Ascomycota; Eurotiomycetes; Eurotiales; Aspergillaceae. The coding region runs from base 129 to 1373 and encodes 414 amino acids. The record is from RefSeq and is a predicted model, not a curated record. Gene Ontology annotation, molecular function: ATP binding; ATP hydrolysis activity. Gene Ontology annotation, cellular component: mitochondrial outer membrane. The transcript is spliced from 2 exons.
CGCCGACAAUCGCGAUCAGAUCGAGUUGCCUGCAGAGUCUCGGUGGAAUACGAGGUAGGACUUUCUUUCACACUCAUACUACGUGAGGACAAGCGACUCCCACAAUAGUGCCAUUGCGUUCUGUCAUUAUGGCUUCCGCUCGUGGCCCUCGAUGGCAACAGUUCCUCCAAGAGUUGGUGAUGGUUGCGGGCACAUCCGCGUCUGCCUACUUUCUCAUCCGAUACCUUCUCUCUCGCCUCGACUUUGAUCCGGAGAGCCAGAAGAAGGAAGAGCAACGGCGCAAGUCUGCAGCUAUCCUACGGAAACUUGAUGGUGGAGAUGAAUCAGACGAGGGUUCACCGCGCCGCGGGCGCAAAGAAAAGAGUCGACCCAAACGAGGUGAUCUGACGCUGAACCAAUAUGAACAGGCCAUCGCGAUGGACGUGGUUGCUCCGGAUGAUAUCCAUGUGUCAUUUGAAGAUAUCGGCGGCCUGGACGAGAUUAUCGAAGAGCUGAAAGAGUCCGUCAUUUAUCCCUUAACGAUGCCCCACCUGUACUCCUCGUCCUCAUCACUCCUGACCGCACCAUCCGGUGUCUUGCUGUAUGGUCCGCCUGGGUGCGGGAAGACUAUGCUUGCGAAGGCAUUGGCGCAUGAGAGUGGCGCUUGCUUCAUCAAUCUACACAUCUCGACAUUGACGGAGAAAUGGUACGGCGAUUCGAACAAGCUUGUCAAUGCAGUUUUCUCGCUAGCCCGAAAGCUUCAGCCUUCGAUCGUCUUCAUUGAUGAGAUCGAUGCUGUGCUGGGCACGAGAAGAAGCGGCGAACAUGAGGCCAGCGGCAUGGUAAAAGCGGAAUUCAUGACACAUUGGGAUGGUCUCACAUCAGCAAAUUCUUUGGGAGAACCUCAGCGUGUGGUUGUUCUGGGCGCCACCAACCGCAUUCAAGACAUUGACGACGCCAUCCUCCGACGAAUGCCGAAGAAGUUCCCUGUUGUGCUCCCACCUGCGGCGCAGCGCGAGAGGAUUCUUGGUCUGAUCCUCAAGGACACCAAGAUCGACCGGGAAAACUUCGAUCUACAAUAUUUAGUUAGAGCCAUGUCAGGCAUGUCCGGCAGUGACAUCAAGGAGGCCUGCCGUGAUGCCGCCAUGGUCCCGGUAAGAGAGUUAAUCCGACAGAAGAAGGCCGCUGGACAGCAGAUGGCAUCGGUAGACCCCAAGGAUGUCCGUGGUCUGCGGACGGGAGAUUUCUUCAGUCGUGCUGGUGGUGUUCGGGUUAUUCCUCCACCCACUCAUGUUCAGAGCAAAGCGAACUCGGAAAAGGAAUGGAGUACGGAGUCUGAAGCGACGUCUGAAGCAGAUGCACGACCCGCGGAGAUGGCCGAACCUCCCGAGUAACUUAUUUAUAUUUCUUCUUGCGUCAAUCGAGAUUCCCUGUGCAUUUUGCUUUCAUGUCAACCAUGUCAAUUUAUACUUGUCUAACGGCCCGGCGUUUUUUCUCCUCUCUGACUCGCUGCCUCUAUCAGCGCGAAUAGAUUGCCAAUUUAUGGUGAUUGGCAGGUUGGUCCUAUGCAAUUGAGUUGUCUUUCUGACAGGGCUCAG